CUGCCAAGUCGCCCCUGCAGUGGAUUCCCCAAUGAACUUGAAGCAUCCCCAUGACUUAGUCAUACUAAUGAGACAAGAAACAACAGUGAACUACCUCAGAGAACUGGAGAAGCAAUUAGUUGCUCAAAAAAUUCACAUAGAGGAGAACGAGGACAGAGACACAGGACUGGAACAGAGACAUAAUAAAGAAGAUCCAGACUGCAUCAAAGCCAAGGUGCCCUUAGGAGACCUGGACCUAUAUGACGGAACAUACAUAACUUUGGAGAGCAAAGACAUUAGCCCUGAAGAUUAUAUAGACGCAGAAUCUCCUGUCCCGCCAGAUCCCGAGCAGCCCGACUGUACGAAAAUUCUAGAACUUCCAUAUAGUAUACAUGCAUUCCAGCACUUGCGAGGUGUACAAGAGAGAGUUAAUCUUUCUGCUCCUCUGUUGCCUAAAGAAGAUCCAAUCUUCACGUAUUUAUCUAAGCGGUUAGGAAGGAGUAUAGAUGACAUAGGUCACCUCAUUCAUGAGGGCCUGCAGAAGAAUGCUUCUUCAUGGGUGCUAUAUAACAUGGCUUCAUUUUACUGGAGAAUAAAAAAUGAACCAUAUCAAGUAGUGGAAUGUGCCAUGCGAGCGCUUCAUUUCUCUUCUAGGCAUCACAAAGACAUAGCUUUGGUCAAUUUAGCCAAUGUGCUGCACAGAGCACACUUCUCCGCUGACGCCGCUGUCGUGGUGCACGCGGCCCUGGACGACAGUGACUCCUUCACCGGCUACUACACGCUGGGGAACAUAUAUGCAAUGCUGGGGGAAUAUAACCACUCGGUGCUCUGUUAUGACCAUGCUUUGCAGGCCAAACCUGGGUUUGAGCAAGCUCUAAAGAGGAAGCAUGCUGUCCUCUGUCAGCAAAAACUGGAGCAGAAAUUGGAAGCUCAACAUAGAUCCCUCCAGCGAACACUGAAUGAGUUAAAAGAGUAUCAGAAGCAGCACGACCAUUACCUGCGACAGCAGGAGAUCCUGGAGAAGCACAAGCUGAUUCAGGAAGAGCAAAUCUUAAGAAAUAUCAUCCACGAGACUCAGAUGGCAAAAGAAGCGCAGUUAGGAAAUCAUCAAAUAUGCCGGCUGGUCAACCAGCAGCAUAGCUUACAUUGCCAGUGGGACCAGCCUGUGCGCUACCACCGAGGAGAUAUCUUUGAAAACGUGGACUAUGUUCAGUUUGGUGAGGAUUCAUCAACCUCCAGUAUGACAUCUGUGAACUUCGACGUUCCUACAAAUCAGAGUGGUGUCAGUGACUCAGUCAGGUCUUCCCCCAUAGCCCACUCUGUUCUCUGGGUGUGGGGCCAGGACUCUGACACAUAUCGGGACAAACAGAGUAUUCUGUGGCCUAAAAGAGCAGAUUGUACAGAGAGCUACCCCAGAGUCCCUGUUGGCAGGGAAUUGCCAACAUAUUUUCUGCCUCCGGAGAACAAAGGACUCAGGAUCCACGAACUCAGCAGUGAUGAUUAUUCUUCAGAAGAAGAGGCCCAAACCCCUGACUGUUCCAUAACUGACUUCAGAAAAAGCCACACUCUGUCCUACUUAGUCAAAGAAUUAGAGGUCCGCAUGGAUCUGAAAGCCAAAAUACCAGAUGACCAUGCACGAAAAAUUUUGCUUUCCCGUAUUAAUAACUAUACUGUCCCAGAAGAAGAAAUUGGGUCUUUCUUAUUUCACGCUAUUAAUAAGCCCAAUGCUCCUAUCUGGCUCAUUCUCAAUGAAGCUGGGCUGUACUGGAGAGCAGUAGGAAAUAGCACCUUUGCCAUUGCUUGUCUUCAGAGGGCUUUGAAUCUAGCUCCACUUCAAUACCAGGACAUUCCUCUUGUCAACUUGGCCAACCUUUUGAUUCACUACGGCCUCCAUCUUGAUGCCACCAAGCUGCUGCUUCAUGCUUUGGCUGUCAAUAGCUCUGAGCCCCUGACCUUUUUGAGCCUGGGAAAUGCUUACCUUGCUUUGAAGAAUAUCACUGGGGCGCUUGAAGCCUUCAGACAGGCCUUGAAAUUAACCACCAAAUGUCCAGAAUGUGAAAACAGCCUGAAGUUGAUCCGCUGUAUGCAGUUUUAUCCAUUUCUGUACAACAUCAGCUCUUCCGUUUGCAGUGGUGACUGUUAUGAGAAAGCCCUGGACAACGGCCAUGGCAAACAGAAAUAUUUUGACCACCCACAGUCACUGGACGCUGCUGAAGAAGAGCCCUCUGACAGAGGAACAGAGGAAGACCCUGAGCAUUCAAGGAGGGGCCCUGAGGCCCUUAGACUUGAAAGUACAGUGGUAGAGGAAAGCAAUGGUUCUGAUGAGAUGGAGAGCUCAGAUGAAGCAAAGAUGUCUGAAGAGAUCCUGGCUUUGGUGGAUGAAUUCCAACAGGCGUGGCCUCUGGAAGACCUUGGAGGAGCACUAGAGAUGAAGGGGCGGCGUCUAGACUUACAGGGGAUUCGGGUCCUGAAGAAAGGUCCCCAGGAUGGAGUGGCCAGAAGUUCUUGCUAUGGUGACUGCAGAAGUGAAGAUGAUGAAGCAACAGAAUGGAUCACAUUCCAGGUCAAACGAGUUAAGAAACCCAAAGGAGAUCCUAAGAAGACUCCUGGGAAAAAGGUGGAAUUGAACCAAGCAGAAAACGGACACCGUUACCAAGCAAACCUGGAGAUCACUGGCCCAAAGGUGGCAUCUCCUGGGCCGCAGGGAAAAAAACGUGACUACCAGAGUCUAGGAUGGCCCAGCCCCGACGAGUGCAUCAAACUCCGCUGGGUGGAGCUCACUGCCAUCGUGAGUACCUGGCUUGCAGUUUCUUCAAAAAACAUUGACAUCACAGAACACAUCGACUUUGCCACGCCCAUACAGCAGCCGGCGACAGAGCCUCUCUGCAACGGCAAUCUCCCCACGAGCAUGCACACCCUGGACCACUUGCACGGCGUGUCCAACCGAGCCAGCCUGCACUACACGGGCGAGAGUCAGCUCACAGAGGUACUGCAGAAUCUUGGCAAAGACCAGUACCCACAGCAGUCGCUUGAACAGAUUGGUACCCGAAUUGCCAAAGUUUUGGAGAAGAACCAGACGUCCUGGGUGCUUUCCAGCAUGGCGGCCCUCUACUGGAGAGUGAGAGGCCAAGGAAAGAAGGCCAUAGACUGCCUGCGCCAGGCCCUGCAUCACGCUCCACACCAAAUGAAAGACGUGCCCCUGAUCAGCCUGGCCAACAUCUUGCACAACGCCAAGCUCUGGAAUGAUGCUGUCAUCGUGGCCACCAUGGCGGUGGAGAUCGCACCGCACUUUGCCGUGAACCACUUCACGCUGGGCAACGUCUACGUGGCGAUGGAGGAGUUUGAGAAAGCGCUGGUGUGGUACGAGUCGACCCUGAAGCUGCAGCCAGAGUUUGUCCCAGCCAAGAACCGGAUCCAGACCAUCCGGUGUCACUUGAUGCUCAAGAAGGGGCGGCGUUCUCCGUAGGGCACCGCUGUUGUCUUCCCUCACCUCGCGCUCAGAGCAGAGUCUGCAGAGAGCCCAGUCAUCCGCAGCUCCUUCUCGCGACGCGUGUGGGGAUGGCCAAGACGCGGAAGGGACCUGGGCAGGUGUGGGAGUUGGCUCGGUGAGAUUUGAAGUUCCUCCCUCCCCCUGCCACCUCAGAGAAGGCACCUUCAGAAACACAUUUCCUCAAAGGAAACGCAGCUUAGAGAUGCCGUGUAAAUACUGAGCCAAGACAUUUCCGGAGCCUCGAGGCUUUAGGGCCUCUCUCCACGGUCCAGCCAGCCCCUCCCUGGAGGCGGCCAAAACCGCACCUCGCACUCUGCUUCCGUUGCAGCCUGUGUGCAGCGGGAGCGCCAGGCCCCCCAGCUCUCCGCCUGCCCCGGGCCUGUCCAUUCUGUGCUGCCCUCACCACUCUCAGAGGUCGUUUGCAGGGGAGGAAGGGGAAACUGAUUUUAGAAACAAAAUAUUCACAACAACAAAAACUCGUAGGGUCACCUGGCCUUCGUGAUGUUAUUUAUGUUGGGGAGGGAGGGGGGCUGAGAAGGGGAAUCAGCAGUGGCAACAUCUUUAUCAUUUUGUACUUUGAUUACCAAUCACAAGGAAACCAAUACGUUGCAAUGCUCUAUAACAGGUUUUAUAUAUAUAUAUAGAAUAUGUAUAUUUGAAGCCCUCUACAGACCAAGUCUGUGUGUUACUAAUUCUCUGCUCACUGUGUUACCCAUGUUGGGGUAGACGUGACUGUCAGCCGCCUCUCUGAGGCCUUCCCACCCAGCUCCUUGGGAAAGAGUAGGGAACGGAGGUCCAGGGUCUCCGCGCAGUGCCUCUGCCCGUGCUCCCAGGGGAACCAGGAACUCCAACAUUUCGUCAAGGGCACGAUCUGAGAACAAAAAUAAAAGUCAUUGAUGAGCAAAGCAGGUCUGUGGUGUGGGUUUUCUUCAGAACCAGGCUAAUUUGAGCCACCAUAGAGCCUGUCCGUAACCCUGCCUCUGACCUGCCCGGGACCUGCUUGCCUUUAUCUUCUUUUCCACAGCAAGGUGAGGGCCAAACCAUCCACCGCCCAGCUCUGAGGUGGGUGAACGCAUUAGCAUGAUGCAUUUGCCUGCAGAAGGCACACAGUCAGCCCAUAUUCAGAGUUUGGUAGGGCCGGGGAUUCAGUGGUGCCGUGCUUGCCUUGUACCAGAAAAAAAAAACAAAACAGUUUGUCGUACAGUUGACCUUCCCAGAGAAAGAAUCAACCACAUAGCCACAUCCCCCGAGGAGGACAGGUGGGGGGCAUCACCCCCAUAAGCGCCACAGAGAGAAGCGGCGGCUGUCACGCCUGUCAUGACAGUUCACAGACUUUCCCUGAGUGCCGUCCGCUCACCGCACUGGAGCACCUGGCCCACAGGCUCACCCUGUGAUCCCUUGGUGGUCGGGCACCCUGUGGACUCCGCCCUGUGUGCAGCUGGAGUCCAGUGACCUGCGUUGUUACCUGAUGUCUUUGGGGAAGAGCAAGCUCGUCUGUCACGGAAUGAACUGACCCUUUCCUGACGGGGAAGACCCUUCUAAAUCAGCCCACCUGUCUGAUUAUUCUCUCUGCGUCCCCACCCUGCCACCGCUGGGUGUUUUAAACGGUUGCUUGGUUUUCUGAUGCUGGCAUGUGAUGACGCUCACUCUUGGGUGCACGGUUCUCUGAGUUUUGCCAAGUACAGGGUCGCACAGAUGCCCCAGCCAUCAGGAUGGGAAAUGCCCACCGCUCAAAAAGGGUCCCUCAUGCUGUCCCUUCUUAGUGAAACCUUCCCACCCUUCACCCUCGGUGACUUCCGGCCUGUUCUGUUCCCUACAGUUGCUCCUCUUCCUUAGCGUCCUACAUUUGGAAUUUGCACAAACUGGACAAGGCAGCACAUGCCCAUAAUCCCAGGGGCAUAGGGCUGGGGAGGAUUCGAGGCCAAUCGGGGCAAUUGAUCGAGACCCUGUCUCCUCAUGAAAAGAUGGGCUGAGGAUGUAGCUCAGCGUGAAGAUCCUGGGCUCAAUUCCAUGCCACAGCAAGGUGGCAGGUUACACACUAUAUAUCCUAUUAAGUCUUUUUCACUUACCCUAAUGUGCUUGGGGUUCACCCAGGCUGUGUGAAUGAGUGGUUCGUUAACUUUUCCUUGCUGAAUAGUAUUCCAUCGUUUACUUGCCUGCCAGAGGACA
Messenger RNA from Fukomys damarensis (Damara mole-rat), 5638 nucleotides. It is a transcript of the gene Ttc17, whose product is annotated as tetratricopeptide repeat domain 17. Bases 32 to 3445 code for a protein of 1137 amino acids. The transcript has 25 exons. Gene Ontology annotation, biological process: actin filament polymerization; cilium organization. Gene Ontology annotation, molecular function: protein binding. Gene Ontology annotation, cellular component: cytoplasm; actin cytoskeleton. The record is from RefSeq and is a predicted model, not a curated record. Lineage: Eukaryota; Metazoa; Chordata; Mammalia; Rodentia; Bathyergidae.